GCCCUCGCUAAGCACUGACCAAAGUCCCCGCUCAGCAUUGGCCAUUGCUCCACUGCUAAAUUGGUUUCUCCUUUUCUACACUUUUCUACUCUAUUCUUUUGACGUCACGUAUUUGUCAAACAGUUUCUUGGAAGACUCCAGAAACUCUUCCUCUCUCUAUAUAUAGAGGAAGAGAUUGCAUGUAUGUAGUCUUCACGCACUUCUUAAUUGAAUAUUCGAAACCACACCUUUGAGCUAUUCGAGGUCUGGCCUCUCACAUCCGGCAACAAUCCGGAUCUGGAUAAUCCAGCGGGGAGAACUACCGAAGGAUCUAGUUUUCAUGGAGUGAACCAAGGUCUGAUUACCAGUGUACCAUCUUACAACUACCAAAACGGAUAGCGGUACUCAAAAAUAGGUACGAUAAGAAAGUCAACCUUAGGGCGGGGCCGGUAGGAGUUAAUGAAAUCUCCACUAUUUGGUGAGGCUUAGAGGCUUCUUGAUUGCGCUAGUCAUCUUAGUGGAGCUUGAUUUCUGUACAGGCAAUACGAAGGGAGAUCCAGCCCUAUGAGCGUGGGUUUGAAAUGUGGAUUGCGCGGAAAGCAUCCAUGAAGGGGUUUUUGAGUUGGAGCGUUUACCGCGACGUGAUCGUCGAUUAAUAAUGCUAGAGUAAACAAUGCGGUAGUCUACAUAUUAUACCGCGAUGUCCAAAAAUAGUUUGCUUGUGCCGCAUUCAUGUUACUUCUUGUUUUUGCCUUAGAAUUGGGACAACCACACGUCUUCGAGCCGCUGUACUCAUGGAAAGCUUUUAGUAAGCCUGAUAAAGCACUGGGUACUGUAGGAUCCGAAAGCGGUAGAAAGUGACCGUUACUAUCGUCUGGGACUGCAGUCAUACCUUUAGUUUCUGGCUCCUUACAAUAAUGCCAUAAUGGUCACCGUUGAAUUACACUCGUGAUUCCAAAGACUUUUCGACAUGGGGAUUCGCGGGACGGGUCACGGAUGACUUCCCGGACUUUUUACUUCGGUUGCCGCAUGUCCAUUGCCUAGAACAGGGCAAGAAUAUUGAUGCCUUGAGAAGCAUAGGCAGGUGAGGAAUACUUCCGUUGGAAGGAAUAUGAAAUAGAUGAAUCAGAGUGGACCAUACGUCGACUCGUGGGGUCCUAGAACCCAAUCCGGAAUGCACAGCGCAAUUUGACUAUUCCAGGGUCGGCUCCCAUUGAGCGAGCUGUCACGGAGCUACCCCUUUAUGGAGAUACGCGACGUUUAAAGUUGGGGGUUUGCUUCAUUGCAUGUCUUUGAUUGGAUAAUUCGUAAAAUACCCCCGCGUAGACCAAUGGAAUACGUGGAUUUACCAGCUUACUUGCGUGCCAGUAGUAUUACCACCCUGUUAGGGCUGAGAAUCCCAUUGCUAUGCCACUCCCUCUGUUCAACGAUGUUCCCCAGUACAAGUUUGUGUGAGGAGUUUAAGAGUCUAAAGAGAAUGUAGGCUUUUCAUAGGUUAGCACCAAUGUACAAGGGCGCGGAUUUGGGAAAGAUCAUACGCCGCAUAGGCACCCUUAAUGCCGGUGGCAUUUUGUAUAGGUCUUAGAAAUCAAGUGUAUGAAAGGGUAGGAAUAGGCCUCGGGUGGUAUAUGGACGCUUACACCAUUGGUCCGCAUUCCAAUUUUCAUAGUCCCAAAACAAUCUGAGUUGCGGCGUGGUUCGUUAUGGUCACCACAACGGGUAACUACCCGAGACAUCGAGUCGCUUAUACGCUUGCAUCUAUUCCAUCUGGCAGGUUAUAAGUUGAACCGUAGGUGUGGUGGCACCAUCAAAAGCUUAAGCUUAAAGUGUCGCUCUCUUAUUCGGAAUUUCUUGUACAACGAACGCCUUAUAUAAUCAGGAACAUAGAAAACACAAAGGGAUAGAAUAACCUCAGCAUCAGAUAUGACAGAAGUAAAACAGUUCAAGAAGAGAUCCUCAGCUCCUAAAGUUCGAAGUGGAUGCAAAACAUGUGAGUACAUCCAUUUACAGACAGGAAACAUCAUUAAUUCAUUAUCUAGGCAAAGCUAGAAGAGUCAAAUGCGAUGAAGCCAGAAAUCUCGCAGGCUGCAACCGAUGCAUAAAAGCAGGAAUAGUGUGUGGCGGCUACCCACUGGAUCCAAACUCACGAAUGUCGUCCACUUCCACAGCCAGACUUCUCAUCGCAAGAAAUACAUCUCAAUCUAAAGAAACAUCUCCUUCAUCAGAUUCAUCGUCGUCUUCCCCCGUCUAUUUGUCAUCCCCGGCAUCUCCUGAGGGCAAGUGUAACUCCAGCGCAUCCAGAAGAACCAAGUAAAUCAACUAACAUCUCUCAAACUGUAGAGAGUCCACAUAAUCGGGUGAACUGGAGGGCACUCUUCGUAUCAGAAGCCGAGUACAAAUACUUCAAUUACUUCAGAACAGAAACCAUCCCCUCAAUAGCCGGCUUCUUCGAUUCCGUAGUUUGGGGCAACUUUAUGCUUCAAGCCUGCCAUAGAGAGCAAUACGCACGACACGCUGUCGUAGCAUUAGGAGCAAUUCACAGGUCCACCAUCUUCAGAACGCGCAGUUCCAUGUCUGGACAACGGAGUCAGGAAAGAGAAGCAGUUGUGGGAGCAGACCACGACUAUGCGGUAAAACAGUACGCCAAAUCUCUACAGUUCAUGCGUCAACUCGAUUUAGGCGGUGAGGAAAGUGAGUAUAACCUUCGAAAUGCUCUCGUAUCCUGCAUUUUUACACUUUCCUUCGAGUUCUUUUGCUCGGGGGGCUCGGGGGUUCGACAGGCUCAGAUGGGAAUUCAACUCUUAACUAGAUUCCUCGAGCAGCGACAUGGCUCAAACCUGCCAUCGAUAGAGAAGAUCGUUGUGAUGGUCGACCUGGACCUCAUUGGCAUAUUUGCAAGGAUACAAACGGGGUUGCACAAACGUUUGAGGCCAUCAGUACCCCUUGAAGACUACCCCCCGGACGGCCAUUCGGACGAACGAUUUUUGGGAAAUAUGAUGCCCGAGUUUUAUUCGAUAAAAGUCGCUCGGUUUUAUUGGGAUAUCCUGGAACGGCGUACUGUCCGUUGGCGAGCUGCAUAUGGGUUUGAAGAAAAUUCAUCGAUUGCCGGAAACAGUCCCAACAUAUAUCUUUGGAGUCGAUAUAUAAGAGCUCAUGUACCACGACAUCUGCUUACAACCAUGAACGACCAUAUAUCAAGACAUGCCGGGGACAUAGAACGGUGGCAUCGGGCAUUUUUACCUCUGUUUGUGCGAAGCAGAGGAGAAGCAAGAUCGAGUAUCGGUUUCCAAGGCGCCAGUAUUUUGCAGAUGAAAUAUUUCAAGGUAAGAUGUGACGAGAAAUAAGUUGCCAGAACUCUGCUGACUUUUUGUCCUUACCAGUCGAUGUUUACAUAUGGACCUGGACCAAAUAUCGAUCCCGCAUUGCCAAUUGACUCGAAACCAAUUGUUGACAUAGCACGCGAGCUGCUAGAAAGUGUGCAAACUCUAGGCAACAGAGAGCACGACCCACGAGCGUUCUUUUCCACAGAUGACAGUGUCCUCGGUUCUUUAUUCGAAGCCGCAGUUUGUGGGGAAGACAUGAGUGUUCGCCAAGAAGCAAUCAGACUUAUGCGCCAAUAUCCACGACGGGAGGAAUGUUGGGACAGCAGCCUAACGGCUACAAUAGCUACAUGGUUUAUGAUGGAACAGGAAAGAUUGGGAACUUCGUGGAAGACACAGUUGGAAACGGUGUCCAAAGAUUAUAGAACUGCACAAGUAACAGUACAGUGCUCCGCGAUGGUGGAUGGACAACCGAUACUGCUUGCUCCUGUAAUACUGAACUGGUAAUUGAGACGACUAGCACAAGUGUUGAAAUAAUUAGAAACGCCCGCCAGCCUCUGCCUUCCUUGAAUGGCACCACUGCCCCUAUAAGCAACAAGAAAAGCUUCAGCGGUGUGUAUAUAUAGCACGAAAGGACCUCACUCGAGGUAUUAGAUACCACCUUUAGAAAUAGAAGAAUCUGGCAGCUAGCAAAGACAGUGAGAUGGAAUCGAGUGGUAGAAAGACGUGGGUUCAUCACUGCAAGCGCUGGCUAUUUCCUACCGAAAGUAUCACUUUUCACCACCCUCUCACAGUUGUGAGAGCA
Hymenoscyphus albidus is the source of this 4104-nucleotide messenger RNA. The record is from the annotation of a GenBank genome assembly. NCBI's taxonomy places the organism in Eukaryota, Fungi, Ascomycota, Leotiomycetes, Helotiales, Helotiaceae.